AUGCUUGACUCCAGAUGUUGGGCUUUUCCUCUAUGUGGAGGCAGUCCCUCUCACUGGGUUCUGGGCUGGGUAGACUGGUCAGCCCAUGAAAUAGGUUUCUUUGAUAGCUUGGGAAUCCAUCCUACUUGGGCUCAAAAAAAUUUGCAGCAUGCUGCUGCUGGCCUAGAGCAUUGGCUAAAAUAUGAAACAUAUCCAGAGAUCAAAUCAUUUGAACACAGAUUCAAAGACUGGAAGAUUGUUCAUCACACUCCACCAGAUGAUCAAAAACAAAAAGAUAGCUGGUCUUGUGGUCUAUUUGUCAUGAUGGCCAUGGAUGGACUCUCAAAUCUGAAUUUCUCACAUGUACACAGAUCCAACUUGGAAUUCACAAAAGCAUUUGCAUUGAAGACCAUCAUGAAAGUCAGCCCAGUCAUACAGCAGCGCCGUUCUAGAAAAGACCGUGUUCCACCUGCAUCAGUUGAUCAUGCUGAAUCCUCUUCUUCAUCUUUUAUCAAUAUUGCCCAAAACAAUUUUGUCUCAAAGAUUUCUGGAGGUGAAGAGGUUCAGAAGGUGUUGGAUAUCAUCUUACAUGCUAAAAAUCUGAUUGUCAUCUGUGGUCCAGAAGUAUCUGUUCCUGCUGCAUCUGAAUUUCCAAUUCAUCCUUUUGAAUCACUGCUUCCCAUAAUAUGGCAGGAACCCACCAAGUCAUCAUUAGUGUUCCAGACCAUGAUGCACCAUCUAAAGAGAACACCCAUCAAAAACCUACUUUAUCAAGCUAUUCACUCUCUAGACCGCCGUGGCAAUCUUUUGAGAGUCUACACUCAAAAUAUUGAUGCCAUGGAAAAAAACACUGGACUGCUAUCCUUUGGAGUUCCCAAGUCAUUUCAGAUAGGGACACCUGAUUGUCCAAGAUGCAUUCCAUUGCUAGGACGUCUGGACCAGAUGUCUUGCACUUCUUGUGACAAUGUGGCACCAUCAGCCAUAUUUUUGGAUCAGUCUCUCUCAGAUGGACUUCCUAUAUGCACUGACUGUCCAACAUUCACCCAUAGUUUUGGACAUCAUGGCAUCAGACGUCCAAAUAUUGUGGUUUGUAAAGAGGAGCAGCCAAAUUUAAAUUCAGUUCUAGCUCAUGAUGAGAAUCUUGUGGAUGUAGUGUUGGCUGUGGGUGUUCAUCCUAUUCCUCACUCCAACCUUUCUGGUAUCACCAAACAAAUCACCCAAGCUGCACAUUCCAGAGCUCAGGAAGGAAUUCCUACCUCUAUCCUGCUAAAUCUGGAUACAUCUGCUUUGGAGAGAACUGGAAUUCAAGAUCUCUUCCAAGUAUCUUUGGCCCUAGACUUGCAAGAGUUUUUUGGAAGCAUUAUUCUUGCUGCCCAUCAAGAUGCCAUUCAUAAUCCUGCCAGCAAUACUAUGCUAAUACCCAAGAGCCUGGUGCUUAAUGAGGAAGGAAAGGAAGAGGAAGGUGAUGGUGAAGAUGAUGAUGGUAAUAACCACAAAUUAUUGCUGACUCUGACACCUUGGUAUUUUCCUGAUUUUUAG
Messenger RNA from Suillus fuscotomentosus, 1518 nucleotides. Its product is annotated as DHS-like NAD/FAD-binding domain-containing protein. Lineage: Eukaryota; Fungi; Basidiomycota; Agaricomycetes; Boletales; Suillaceae. Gene Ontology annotation, cellular component: mating-type region heterochromatin. The transcript is spliced from 5 exons. Gene Ontology annotation, biological process: regulation of DNA repair; proteolysis; negative regulation of transcription by RNA polymerase II. The record is from RefSeq and is a predicted model, not a curated record. Gene Ontology annotation, molecular function: histone deacetylase activity, NAD-dependent; cysteine-type peptidase activity; NAD+ binding. The coding region runs from base 1 to 1518 and encodes 505 amino acids.